AUGGUACAGGAAUGGGUGACGAGGGCAGUGGCAGCAUUGAUCACAGAGGAGGCCAAAUCUGUGACGAAGAGUGGGCUUGCUGCAGUGGGCGCUGUUACCCUACUAGGAGAGCAUAGUCAGAAAAACACAUAUAUCCAACACAUUUUGGGCCUUUACCUGUAUUCGACUGGCGCCUCGCGCCAACAAAUCACAGUCUUGAAUCACCUGGGGCUGAGCAUAAGCUAUACAACACUCGCAGGCUGCGGUAUCAACAAGCACUACACUGCUGAAGGCCCUUUCAUGGUUGUCUAUAACAACAUCAACUGGGUCCAGAAAGCGACAUCACAGAUAGUCGGUAGGAUUGACACACAAGAAAACGGGAUGUGCGCAACGUUGAUACCUCUAUUGAACGCAUCGAAAGAGGCACUCCAAGCGACCAACCUCGACAAAUCCUUUGACAAAGCACCUCCCCUGUCACUUGAUGACCUCAUACUCCAACCCGAUGACCACACCUUCUUCCAGACAUGCUUAGUCCACACUGUACUUAUGAUCGUGAUGCAUCAUAGUGGACACAACAUGCAGCGCUUCCGGAAACCCCUUCAAGAGAGCCUUCCGACAUCUCAUCAGAAGAUAGAACUACACAAGACUGAUGUUUAUCCCCUGCCAGCAAUGAACAUCAAUGAGUCAUUGACUGCUGGGAAUGCAGAGGUGGUCGAUGCCGUUUUGAAGGAACUGCGGCUUGAUAUGUCGAUGCCAGAGUUCGCUGCAGAGCUCAAGCUUAUUGCUAGUGAUCAAUUGUCACUUGCACCAGGUGCAGCGGUGCUUCAAUGGGCGCUAUUUGUACCCAGCCUCUUCCAUUACAAGAUGGCAGCAAGCCAUGGGUUCAUCACAACUCACCUCGGUCAACCCAACCACCUCCUCACCAACCCUGCAUCCCUCGUCACUCACAACACGAUCCUGGAGCACAAACCAAUUUCGACUUCACUGGAUGAAUACGCGGACGGCUUGACGUGGGAGACACUCCAGUCACAUGCUGCGACCGUUGUUGACCGUUUCACUGAUAAUCGUACAGUUCAUCACCUACGACAAGAAUGCGCAGUUCACGGCUCUCACCGAGGCGACAUGGUAUUCGAAAAUGCGAUCCUGUUUCUACGCAAUGCGCUGCAUUUGAGGGAGUUCUCGGACACCAUCAAGGCUGGCGAUUCAGGGCGCGUCCUCAAUAUCCUCAAAAUCUGGGGACUAGCUUUUCGGGGCAACAGCCAGUCAAAAUACGCAUAUGAAAUCCUCUAUCUGGUGCACAACAUCACACAUGUCUGGCCGGCAUCCCUCGUUAAGGUUGUGCUCAACAACUGGCUAGUGAAUCCAACUGAGAAGCCUCAAGGUUGGCAUGAGGUGGACUUAUUGCAAGAGCACUUCAACUUCUGGAUAAAGGACUACUAUCAGGCACAUGGCAGCGCCGCUUCCUGGGAGUGGCUUAAAACUAUUGCGCCUUGCAUGGAAAUAUUACGCUGCCUGGCUACUAAUGUCCAUGAUGUUUUAGGCUCCAAGCAAGGCAACCGCCACGCCGCGCCUGACCUAAUGGAUGACAUCAACGAGUUGAUGGGCAGUCUCUCUCAUCACAGUGUGUACACGGAACAGCAGGGCCGGGCAUUCAAUGAUGAUGGCCCACCUGCUGCGGAUGUGAUUAUUGAUGCAGUAACUGCAUUAAAGCAAUUUAAUUCAAUGUUCACAACAUUACAGCAACGGCGCCGAGUCAAACCAUUAGUCGGUGCUAUUGAAUAUUACGCUGAUGUGACCGCUGACGAUAGUGAUGGGCACAGUGAUGCAAGUGUAGAUAAUUUUGACGAGGUGGAUCUCAACAAGGGUGUUCGACCUGACCUGUAUUUGACAUCCUUGGAGGAUGUAGCACUUGAUAUGGAUGGCUAUGCUGAGGAGGGGGAUGAUAACCUUGUGUUUGAUGAUUUUGAAGAUGAAUUUCCAGAUAAUAAUCAAUCAGAUUCAUAUAUAGAGACACAGUUAACCAUAUGA
This is a messenger RNA of Heterobasidion irregulare TC 32-1, 2007 nucleotides long. RefSeq lists its product as uncharacterized. The record is from RefSeq and is a predicted model, not a curated record. NCBI's taxonomy places the organism in Eukaryota, Fungi, Basidiomycota, Agaricomycetes, Russulales, Bondarzewiaceae. The transcript has 11 exons. Bases 1 to 2007 code for a protein of 668 amino acids.